CGAGAUCCGAGCCGUCGUCGAUGUCAAUAGCGUGAAUAGGGUCUAUAGGACCCAUGCCGUUUAGGCUUCAAAAUAUUUUAUAUGUGGAGUUGGGAUGUGUGUAUCUCGUAAUGUGCGUUUCUUAAGUGCAUUUGUACCAACUUUUACAAACUCAGAAUGCAGGAAACUCCUUCAGCGAGGAGUUUUUGCAGUAAAUAAAAUUAAAAAUUUGACUUCCGUUGAAGUACUCGAGACAAUAAAAGAAAUUUUGCUGAAAGGUUAUUAUUACUGUGAAACUCUUAGGUUAGGCAUAGAACCCAGAGUUCAUCCUGCAUCUCUGAAAGUCGGCCAUGGUGGAACACUGGAUAGUACAGCAACUGGAGUUCUAGUUGUUGGUGUUGGCUUUGGAUGCAAGAUCCUCCCCAGACUGCUACAUGGAAACAAGAAGUAUUGCGUGACAGGUCAUCUAGGAAUUGCCACCGAUACCUACAAUGAGACUGGAAAUAUAAUACAGGAAUGCUCCUAUAGUCAUAUAUCGAGACAGAUGUUAGAAGCAGCACUGUCCAGAUAUCAUGGCGAGAUACUUCAGACUCCACCAUUAUACUCUGCUCUAAAGCUGCGUGGCCGCCGCAUAGCUGAUCUAACAAGGGCUGGAAUAUCAGUGGAUCUGAACCCACGUCCUGUCACUUGUCAUGCCAUCCAGUGCACUGUCUUCUCACCACCAUCCUUCACACUGGAGGUACACUGUGGUGGAGGUUUUUAUGUUCGAAGCUUGGUACAUGAUCUUGGCAUUGCAUUAGGAAGCUGUGCUCAUGUCAGAGAACUUCACAGAUUCCAGCAAGGUCCAUUUAUGGAGCAAGACAUGUUGGAUUCAAACGAAUGGACAAUGCAGAAUAUUUUGAUAGCAAUUAAAAAGGCAAAAGAAUCCCAUGGAGAAUUUCUUAAACGUCCUAGGAAAAAGCAUAAAUGUGAAGCUUCAUUAUCAAGAUAAUAUUUGGUUCAUUUUAAGGUACAUGUCAAGUAUGUUGUAUAUCCUUUUUGAGUUGCAAACAUGAAUAAAUGUCAGUUGAUCCAAAACUCUUAAAAUAUUUAUUAUUAACCCUUUCCUUGCCUCUGAACAAAAUCAAACAAAAUGGCAGAUUUUUAUUGGCCUGCCAUGAUCCAAUCUGCAGACUCCUUGCAGUUCCACUUUAAGCAACACUAUAUAUAUCAUCUACCUUUAUAUACCAAAUUUCUAAUGUCUAGCUGCAGUUCGUUAUAUAUUACUAACACAAACUUUACACAGGCACCAUUUAAAUUUAGCCUACAGAAUAAUAACAUACAUGAAAGAUACACAUUUUUAAAGAGUUUGUUCAGGAAUGGUUUUGUAAUUUCAUUUAUAACACUGCGUGGGCUGGAGGCUUUAGGUUACAUCAUCCCCACAUCAUGUGGUAAGCCAGUGUUAAUGAGCCAUUUUGCUAAUAUACGUCAUACUCCACAGCUUGGUGGGAAGCAGCCAUCAUGAUGGCACAGAACAGAUACAUAAGUUACUUGGAACUCACUAACAGUGUUAUUAUAGUGCUAAUUCCCACGACAGUGUUCUUACAUACUGUAACAAGUGAUUCCAUGAUAAUACGGUUGUGAUUACUUAA
This is a messenger RNA of Cryptotermes secundus, 1610 nucleotides long. Its product is annotated as probable tRNA pseudouridine synthase 1. Gene Ontology annotation, biological process: tRNA modification; mRNA pseudouridine synthesis. Lineage: Eukaryota; Metazoa; Arthropoda; Insecta; Blattodea; Kalotermitidae. Gene Ontology annotation, cellular component: mitochondrion. The transcript is spliced from 6 exons. Bases 95 to 970 code for a protein of 291 amino acids. Gene Ontology annotation, molecular function: pseudouridine synthase activity; RNA binding. The record is from RefSeq and is a predicted model, not a curated record.